UCUUUUUGCAGAGAGAGAGAGAAAGGAGAAGAUUAUUAGGGAGGGAGAGCGAAUACGGCGAGGAGAAGUUAUCGGCAGCCAGCUGACUGUCUUGGAAAUCUCAAAGGGCAACAACCUGUAUGUCGGACUGAUUUCUGGUUUCUCUCCAUUUCCAGCAGCCGCCGUCUAACCGCUGCCUCUGAUGGGAUUUGACAGCCUCUGGGAUUCACACGUCCAAAGUCUUUAUUAAGCCAUCCGGCUGUAAGCAGAUGACUGAACCUGAGUGGAUUACAUACCCUCUACAGGAAAUGCUCUGCUGUCUGCCACGCACAAGCAUCCUUUAUUCCGUCGACAGCGCAGAGAGCCGGACACUGCGGUGAGUCAAGGACAUAAAGGGAAUGAUCACAGCACAACGGAGACAAGCUUGCACCGGGACAGGUACUGUCUGACGGAGGCCACACUCUGAGGUGGAGGAGGCUGUAAAGAGGCCCAGAAGGUGCCUCCCACCCUCCCUACCUUAUCAACCGUACACAUUGGAGAAUUAUGGCUCCUCGGAAGCGCGGCGGGGGUGGACGCAGUGGCCUGUCCUUCAUCACAUGCUGUUUCCAUGGCAGCGAUCACCCAGAGAUCACCUACAAGCUCCGGGAGGACUUUGCUCUGCAGGUCAUGGAGCCGGCGCUGCCGAUGCCGGGAUAUGAUGAGCUGGAUGGCAUGUUCGCCGAGUUGGUGGAUGAGCUCGAUCUGACAGAGAAGCACAGAGAAGCCAUGUUCGCGCUGCCUGCAGAGAAGAAAUGGCAAAUCUACUGCAGCAAGAAGAGGGAGCAAGAAGAAAACCAGAGUGCAACCAGCUGGCCGGAAUACUACAUAGACCAGCUCAAUUCAAUGGCAGCUAGAAAAACACUUCUUGCUCUGGAGAAGGAAGACGAGGAAGAGAGGAACAAAACCAUAGAGAGUCUGAAGACUGCACUGAGGACACAACCUAUGAGGUUUGUGACACGUUUCAUUGAUGUGGACGGCCUAACCUGCAUCCUGAACUUCCUCAAGAGCAUGGACUACGAAACCACAGAGUCGCAGAUCCACACGUCGCUCAUCGGCUGCGUCAAGGCUCUGAUGAACAACUCGCAGGGCCGCGCCCACGUCCUCUCUCACUCCGAGAGCAUCAACAUCAUCGCCCAGAGCCUGGCCACAGAGAACAUCAAGACUAAAGUCGCCGUGCUGGAGAUCAUGGGUGCUGUGUGCCUGGUACCUGGCGGGCAUAAGAAAAUCCUGCAGGCCAUGCUGCAUUACCAACGCUUUGCCAGCGAGAGGACUCGCUUCCAGACACUCAUAAAUGAUCUGGAUCGGAGUACGGGCCGCUACAGGGACGAGGUCAACCUGAAGACAGCCAUCAUGUCUUUUAUUAAUGCUGUGCUGAGUCAAGGGGCAGGAGAGGAGAGUUUGGAAUUCCGUAUCCACCUCCGAUAUGAGUUUCUCAUGCUGGGGAUCCAGCCUGUCAUCGAUAAACUACGUUCUCAUGAAAACUCUACAUUAGACAGGCAUUUAGACUACUUUGAGAUGCUGCGGAACGAGGAUGAGCUGGCUUUGUCAAAACGUUUCGAGUCGGUGCACAUAGAUACCAAAAGUGCCAACCAAGUUUUUGACCUCAUCCGUAAGAAGAUGAGCCACACUGACGCCUACCCGCACUUUAUGUCGGUGCUGCACCACUGUCUCCUCAUGCCUCACAAGAGGAGCGGUAACACGGUGCAGUACUGGCUGCUGUUGGACCGAAUUGUCCAACAACUGGUUUUGCAGAACGACAAAGCUCAUGACCCUGAUGUGGCACCACUAGAGAAUUUUAACGUCAAAAACGUCGUCCGGAUGUUGGUCAAUGAAAAUGAGGUCAAACAAUGGAAAGAGCAGGCAGAGAAAAUGAGAAAAGAACACCAUGACCUGCAGCAGAAGUUUGAAAAGAAGGAACGCGAGUGUGACGCCAAGACGCAGGAGAAAGAGGACAUGAUGCAGACGCUCAACAAGAUGAAGGAGAAGCUGGAGAAGGAGAGCACCGAGCACAAGAACGUCAAACAGCAAGUGGCCGAACUCACCGCCCGCCUGCACGAGCUCAGCACUAGACAGGCCGCUGUUGUUCCCGGAGGCCCGCCCCUCGUCCCUGGCCCCCCCGGUGGUCCUCUGCCUCCUCCUCCUCCCAUGCCAGCAGUUGCAGGUCUGUGCCCGCCCCCGCCUGCUGGCAUGAUGCCCCCUCCUCCUCCUCCACCUCCCCCUGGCGGCCCCCCACCUCCUCUUGGACGCCCACUGAUGGGAGGGAUCCCUCCACCGCCGGGAGCACCUCUGGAACCGUCUAUGAAAAAGAAAUCCCUUCCUCAGCCAUCCAACCCGCUCAAGUCCUUCAACUGGUCCAAGUUAGCUGAGAAUAAAUUGGAAGGAACGGUUUGGAUGGAGGUGGAUGACGUCAAGGUUUUCAAAAUCCUGGAUCUGGAAGACAUCGAAAAGACAUUCUCAGCCUAUCAGAGACAGCAGGACUUCUUUACGAUCAAUAACAGCAAACAGAAAGAAGCCGAGGACGACUCACUGAGCUCUAAAAAAGUGAAGGAGCUUUCAGUCAUCGACGGCCGGAGAGCUCAAAACUGCAACAUCCUCCUGUCGCGGCUGAAGCUUUCAAACGAGGAGAUUAAGAGAGCCAUUCUUACGAUGGACGAACAGGAGGACCUGCCUAAAGACAUGCUGGAGCAGCUGUUGAAGUUUGUCCCCGAGAAGAGCGACGUGGAUCUUCUGGAGGAGCACAAACAUGAGCUGGACAGAAUGGCGAAAGCUGAUCGUUUUCUCUAUGAAAUGAGCAGAAUAAACCACUACCAGCAGCGGCUGCAGUCUUUGUAUUUCAAGAAGAAGUUUGCAGAGAGGAUCACUGAGAUCAAACCCAAAGUGGAAGCUCUGACGAAGGCGUCCAAAGAGGUUUUGAACAGCAGGAACCUGAAGCAGCUGCUGGAGGUGGUGCUGGCGUUUGGGAACUACAUGAACAAAGGUCAGAGGGGAAACGCGUACGGCUUCAAGGUGUCAUCGCUCAACAAGAUCGCAGACACAAAGUCCAGCAUUGACAAAAACGUCACGCUGCUGCACUACUUGAUCACCGUCCUGGAAAGGAAGUACCCCAAAGUCCUGAUGUUCCAGCAAGACCUGCAGUGUGUCCCAGAGGCCGCCAAAGUCAACAUGACGGAGCUGGAGAAGGAUAUUGGGAACCUACGCAGCGGCUUGAAAAACGUCGAGACAGAGCUCGACUACCAGAAGAAGCGACCCCAGGAAGUUGGUGACAAGUUUGUGUCGGUGGUGAGUCAGUUCAUCACCGUGGCCAGCUUCAGCUUCUCCGACGUGGAGGACUCCCUCACCGAGGCCAAAGAACUGUUCCUGAAGGCAGUCAGCCACUUCGGAGAAGACGCCAGCAAGAUGCAGCCCGACGAAUUCUUCGGCAUCUUUGACCAGUUCCUCCAGUCGUUCACCGAGGCCCAGCAGGAGAACGAGAACAUCCGGAAACGCAAGGAAGAGGAGGAGCGCAGGGCCAAAUUAGAAGCUCAGCUGAAGGAGCAGAGGGACAAGGAGCGAAAGGCACGGAAAGCUAAGGCAAAUGGCGAGGACGACGGCGGCGAGUUUGACGACUUGGUGUCGGCCCUUCGAUCGGGCGAGGUCUUCGACAAGGACCUGUCCAAGAUGAAACGCAACCGCAAGCGCAUCAACAACCAAAACACGGACUCCAGCAGAGAGCGACCGGUCACAAAGCUCAACUUCUAAAACUUUCUUCUACGUCAGCCAUGCUUCCUCUUCAUGAUGUCGUACAUUCCACAGCGCCCUCCUCCACAGCACAUUUACAUCCUCUGGGUUUGAUAUUGAAGUGGAAGCCAAAAGAGGUCUGUAGCCAACCACAUCAGACUGUCCUCACUGGGGCAGCAGGUCAUUCCUCCUCACAGACUGAAAGCUAUUUUCUUCCAAGUGCAUGACCAGAAAUGUGACGUUUUCUUUUGAUGGCGUGGGGCGGGCGGAUGACAUCAGGAUCUAUGCACAGCCUGAAACGUGCGGCUCCUUGACUUAUCCAGGGCUUGAUGCUCAACACACACAGGAAAUUAGCUUGUUGUUGGGUCUGUUGUUUUUUUUAUUGGCCCAUUUACCAAGGAAUGAUGUCAUAGACUAAAAUGAGACACUUUGACAUUUCAGGAGUAAGACAGAUUCUGGACCCCUCACUGAUGUUCUCUUGCUGGGCUAAGACAUCGUUGAUAUUCCUGUUAAGAGCUGGCCUUAACACUGUAGAUAUUUCUGGUGGACUGGGUCUUCUUGGCAAAAUCUGCUAUUUCCUAACACAUGUUGAUUCAUCACGUCUAUAUAUAAGGUUGUGUGUUUAUUACACGCACACAUAAUAAUGGCUAUAAGUGUCAUUUAUCCCAGUCAAGGUAAUAACCCUUCCUCCAAAUAAUUUUAUGGCUACCUGACAUGUUUCCCAGGCACUGGCUGGAUUUUAAACUCAGACAGCCCAACCGUUAAACCCACAUGACGUUUUUGGACAUAGUUGAAAACGGCACACGUGGGCCUGUGAUUUAAACUUUGUAGAAAAUCUGUCCAGUGUCACCAACCUCAUUUAAACCUCGACUUUCACUGUACAAUGACCUGAGAAAAAAUAAAACUGAGACAUUUAA
Molecule: messenger RNA, 4652 nt
Organism: Thalassophryne amazonica
Lineage: Eukaryota; Metazoa; Chordata; Actinopteri; Batrachoidiformes; Batrachoididae
Product: disheveled-associated activator of morphogenesis 1-like
Exons: 26
Coding region: 523-3756 (1077 amino acids)
Biological process (GO): actin cytoskeleton organization
Cellular component (GO): stress fiber
Molecular function (GO): actin binding; small GTPase binding
Source: RefSeq, a predicted model, not a curated record